GGGAUGGGAGGAGGCACGUGACUGAAUCGCCGCAUACAGUUGUCGUGUGGCUGAAGAGUGCGAAUAAGCAGCCUGAAAAAGGUGGCCAGAGGAAGGGAGACGUCUGUGCACUGGCUGAGAGUGAAGAAUGGCAUCUGAGUCGCUGUGGAAUCCGCUGCCACACUCCAUAACACCAGAAGAGGCUGCGGUGGAGCCGGGCCUGUGCUGGGUGACCUUUGAAGACGUGUCCGUGUAUUUCACAGAGGGCCAGGGCACUCUUCUGGAUCCGGAUCAACGGGCCUUGUAUCGGGAUGUCAUGCUGGAAAAUUAUGAGAACCUGGCCUCACUGGGUUUUCCAGUCACCAAGCCUGAACUCAUCUCCCAGCUGGAACGAGGGGAAGAGCCAUGGGUGGCAGAUGCUCAGGGCCUGGAUGAGACGGAGAAGGUCAACAUCCAUCCAGGUCUUUAUGGAAUGAAUCACAUGGGCACCAUGUGCGGCCAAGAUUUUAUGGAAAAAUCAAGCAGUGCCCAGAAUCCCAAUGUCCAUGGAGGAGAGAGAUCGUUUGAAUGCUUGGAGUAUGUAAAGGAUUUGGAUCAGCAAUCAUAUUUCUUGAACCAGCCAAGAAUUCACACAGGCAAGAAAUCUUUUCAGUGCUUGGAGUGUGGGAAGUGUUUUACUCAAAGAUCAAGUGUUUUGAUCCAUCAGAGAACCCACACAGGGGAAAGACCGUACAAGUGCUUGGAGUGCGGAAAGAGCUUUGCUCGGAAUUCUCAACUCACACGGCACCAGGGAAACCACACAGGCAAGAAACCAUUUAAUUGUACAGAUUGUGGGAAGUGUUUUGCUCAGAAAUCUCAUUUCGUGAUCCACCAGAGAGUACACACAGGAGAGAGACCAUAUAAAUGCUUGGUGUGUGGGAGGUGUUUCUCUUCCAAAGCAAGUCUCAUGGGCCACCAGAGAGUUCACACAGAAGAGAAACCCCAUAAAUGCUUAGAGUGUGGGAAGUGUUAUUCUCCUAAAUCACGUUUCAUGGCUCACCAGAGAGCUCACAGAGGAGAGAAACCAUAUAAAUGCUUGGAAUGUGGGAAGUGUUUUUCAUCCAAGUCAUGGAUUAAGCAACACCAGAAUGUCCACAGAGGGGAGAGGCCCUACAAGUGCUUGGAGUGUGGGAAGUGUUUUUCAUCCAAAUCAUGGUUUGUGGAACACCAGAGAGCCCACACAGGAGAGAAGCCCUAUAAGUGCUUGGAGUGCGGAAAAUGUUUUUCUUGGAAAUCAUGUUUGAGGUCCCACCAGAGAGUCCAUACAGGAGAGAAGCCCUAUAAGUGCUUGGAGUGUGGGAAGUGUUUUUCAUCCAAAUCAUGGUUUGUGGAACACCAGAGAGCCCACACAGGAGAGAAGCCCUUUAAGUGCUUGGAGUGUGGAAAAUGUUUUUCUUGGAAAUCAUGUUUGAUGGCCCACCAGAGAGUCCAUACAGAAGAGAAGCCCUAUAAGUGCUUGAAGUGUGGGAAGAGUUUUUCUUGGAAAUCAAGGCUUAUAGUCCACCAGCAAAUUCACAGAGCAGAGGAUCCAUAUAAAUGCUUGGAGUGUGGGAAGUGUUUUUCAUGGAAAUCGGAUGCCAUUGUCCAUCAGAGGAUUCACACAGGGGAGAAACAAUUUAAGUGUCUGGAGUGUGGGAAGUGUUUUAUUAAGAACUCAGGUCUCGUAUACCAUCAAAGAGUCCACACAGGGGAGAAACCAUAUAAUUGCUUAACAUGUGGCAAGUAUUUCAGCCAUUCCUCAUCCUAUGCCAAACAUCGGAGAGUCCACACAGGGGAGAAACGAUUUCCGUGCCUGCAGUGUGGGAAGCGUUUUGUUGAGAAAUCUGGUCUCAUAUGCCACCAGAGAGUCCACACAGGGGAGAAACCAUAUAACUGCUUAAAAUGUGGCAAGUAUUUCAGCCAUUCUUCAUCUUUUGCCAAACAUCAGAGAGUCCACACAGGGGAGAAACCAUUUCAGUGUUUGGAAUGUGGGAAGUAUUUUACUCAGAAAUCAAAUCUCUUGAGGCACCAGGCUGCCCAUACUGGAGAGAAACCCUAUAAAUGCUUUGAGUGUGGGAAGUGUUUUGCCCAGAAAACGUAUCUCAUGACCCACCAGAGAGUCCACACGGGAGAGAAGCCAUAUAAAUGUCUGGAGUGUGGGAAAUCUUAUGCUUGUCCUUCAUCCUGUGCAAAGCACAUGCGAGCCCACACAGAGGAGGAUCCCCAGAAAUGCUUGUGAGGUCAGAAAUGUUUUGCGCCUCAUUCACACCUGAUGGCCAGCAGAGUACCCACAUAGAACAGAAAUUGUAUAAAUGCUUUGAAUUCUGAGUAUUUUGUUCAGAAUUCAGAGCUACUGAGGCAUCUGAAAACUCAGACAGGAAAGGAAGUUUUUUGACUGCUUGGCAUGUGGGAAGUGUUACUCUGUGAAAUAUCUCAUGACCCACCAGCGAGUUCAUACUGGGGAGAGGGCCUGAAAGUGCUUGGAGUGCAAGAAGUUUUUUGCUUGGAAAUGACAUGUCAGGAUCCACCAGAGAGUUGGCUCAGGGGAAAUGUCAUAUGACUGUCUGGAGUGGGGAAAGUGUUUUGCUUGGGUUCAGCCUUUGUGAACCAUCAGAGUCCACACAUGAUGAAAACCUUACAAGAGCACAGACGUGUGUUCUAAAAACAAGUAGCUUGUAUUUAUAAGUUUACCAUAUUUGAUUUUUGUUUUACAAAAUACCUGAUUUCAAGGUCCUGCCACUGUCAAUCUAAUGUGGGCACCAAUCCCAUAAUACCCAAGGGCAAAGUCUGGAACCGAUGACCUGGAUUCCUUUCUUCUUUUUGAAGAUUGCCAGUGAUAGAUUGUCUGGCACUUCUAUCUUCCAUCUGAUGAGAAAGCCUUAAGGGUGACAAGCUGAAUUCUUAUACUGAGAGAACAAAUCAUUUAGUUUUUAUGUAGUAGCAUCUGUUAUCGAGAUCAUAUCCUCCAUAAAAAUUAUUUGAUGAUCAGA
Messenger RNA from Varanus komodoensis (Komodo dragon), 2987 nucleotides. RefSeq names its product zinc finger protein 260-like. The coding region runs from base 128 to 2236 and encodes 702 amino acids. The transcript has 5 exons. NCBI's taxonomy places the organism in Eukaryota, Metazoa, Chordata, Lepidosauria, Squamata, Varanidae. Gene Ontology annotation, biological process: regulation of transcription by RNA polymerase II. The record is from RefSeq and is a predicted model, not a curated record. Gene Ontology annotation, molecular function: DNA-binding transcription factor activity, RNA polymerase II-specific; RNA polymerase II cis-regulatory region sequence-specific DNA binding.